GUUCGCGUCACGAAUAUAUCGAGCCUUCCAAUCGAAAUACUCACGCAUAUCUUCUCCGAUGUCAUGCCUCUGGAAUUUGAGACCAAAGCACCAUAUGAAUGGACGCAACACACAAAUAUACGGGAUGCCCCAGUCCUUUUCACGAGAGUGUGUCGAAGAUGCACUACGGAGGUCGGAAAGGGUGAAAGCCACCGAGAAAUCACCUCCGUUUUGGGCUGAUUUCGACGCGGCGUGUGUUUACUUUCACCGGAAUGUGCUCCGACGCGGUGAUUUUUGACGUUGCACGGGGUGAUUGGAACGGGUUGUCUUCACCCCGUUAAUCCUCUCUUUCACCAUUCGGUUUCGAGGGUCUCGAACAGUCAGUUUUAGCCAUUUUACAAGGUUCCUUUCACUAGCCAUCUAUUCAUUUCUUUCGGUUUUUUGUCGAGGGUGAUUAUGACUUCUUGUUCACUAUUGGCUUGGUCAUCAACAUUUGUCCCAUCGUCGGCCGCUGUUCGGCACGGCGCCCACCUACU
Messenger RNA from Stereum hirsutum FP-91666 SS1, 515 nucleotides. RefSeq lists its product as uncharacterized. The coding region runs from base 59 to 277 and encodes 72 amino acids. The transcript has a single exon. The record is from RefSeq and is a predicted model, not a curated record. Lineage: Eukaryota; Fungi; Basidiomycota; Agaricomycetes; Russulales; Stereaceae.